This is a messenger RNA of Ectocarpus siliculosus, 1640 nucleotides long. Lineage: Eukaryota; Phaeophyceae; Ectocarpales; Ectocarpaceae. The record is from the annotation of a GenBank genome assembly.
AUGUUGGUGAUCAUCUUCGCCGUGGGGUGGCUGGGCUGUGCUGAAGGAUUUGGCCUGCUGCCGCCGGUAGCAGACCUGCUGCUGCAACCAAGAACAGCUACGAGGAAGACGACAUCUCUCCGGCAACGACAACAGCAGCUCGGAGGGCGACGAAGUUCGAUUGGCGUCAGCAUGAGGGGAGAGGAAACACCGUGUAAUCGGGCAGGGUUCCUCAAGAACGGACUUGCGUUGCUCGUCGGCUCGGUAGCGGUAGCGUCAGCGUCUCCAGCCGUGGCGGAGACGGAUUCGGACGAACUGGACGAAGAAACCAAGCAGAAGAUCACCCAGGCGUUGAUGGAAGCUCUAGAGGGCAUGGAAGGCAUGGAGCUCACGCCGGGGGGAGGGGCGCAGUCCAAGGACGUCCUCAAGGCGUCUUCGGAUGUGCUGCCUAACAGGAGCCCGUUCGAGAUGCAGUACGAGCUGUUCAAGCGGGGGAUGGAACUCGAAGACGACGAUGACUUCGUUGGCGCGGAGAGGCAGUGGACCGAGAUCAUCGAGAACUUCAACAGCCCAAAUUUCCGGGCGACCAACCCCGGGAACAAGGUGCUGCUGGCCAGGGCGUACAGCAACCGCGGCAACACGAGGCUGUCGCUGCAGAAGACGAGGGAGGCCAUCCUGGACUACAGUGAGUCCAUCGACCUCGUCCCGGAGAAGGGGGAGUUCUGGCUGGCUCGCGGGGUGGCGUUCGAGGACAUGGCCGACCGCAAGGUGCUGGCACGGGCAGACCGUAACGUGGAGGUGGCGCGCACGUUCUACGAGAGCGCUCUUGCUGACUACGACCACGCCGUCGUAUUGGACCCACAGGAUCCCCGCGUGUACAUCAGUCGUGGCGACGCGAACACCCUCCUGGGCCAGGGACGCGAUGCGCUGGACAACUACAUCCGCGCGGUCAACCUAAGCCCCAUGACCCCUGAGGGAUACCAAUCGUCGCCGACGAUCCGCCCCCGGAGGAGGACAGCACCCGCAGCCUCGAGGAUGAACUCUUGCUCGAGAAGGUGAAGGCCGAAAGACUGCAGCGGAAGGUCGAUUACCUCACGCCGAUCGUGGCCGGACUCAAGCGACAAGUUUCCAACGAGAAAAAAAAGACGAAGCGAGCCAAGCUUAAUCUUGGGAACCUCAAGGCUGACGAACCGGUGGGGGGGGCGGAGCAAGAGGAACCUGAGCAGGAGAGGGUAAAGGGUGGUGGGGAGUUGCUCUCUGCAGAGGAUGAGAAGAAGGUGUUGGAGCGCGUCAUCAAGAACCGUCUCAAACCCGGCGGAAAAUUUGGUGAGACUGCUGCCAGGCUAUUUCAGUCGUUUGUGCAAGGGGGCGUCUCUCUCAACAUGACGCAGCAGCUGCUUCAGUCUACCAUGUACCACACCACGGGGGUGCGACUCAAACAAGAUCUCAACAUCACGUGUGCCCGCAACACGGUCAAGGUUCUUGCUCUCGGCAUUACGCAGCUAGAUGGGAAUGAGUUGGUCAAAGCGAUUCUCAAGGCGCCGUUUUUGCUGAUUGCCGGUGACGAGUCUCUCCGCAACGGGGACAAGAAGUUCCCCAUCUUCGUCGCUUUUUACGACGUGGAGGCGGACGCGCCGUGGUUUGGAUUGGUGCGCGUAUGU